This is a messenger RNA of Adineta ricciae, 240 nucleotides long. The record is from the annotation of a GenBank genome assembly. Lineage: Eukaryota; Metazoa; Rotifera; Eurotatoria; Adinetida; Adinetidae.
AUGUGUGGGAAACCACCCUUCAAAAAUCCUAUAAAAACUAUCGAUCUUCUGCUGUCGAAAACUCGUUUCGAACAUCAGCCUAAUUUGUACAAAAAGAAACAAAACGAUAAACAAUUCGCAAAUGCUGGAAUUGCUGCUUACCUUGUAUGUAUUGCUAACUGUUCAGUUGCCCUUCCUCCACUGGGUCUUGGAGGAUGUGAAAUACUGUGUUUGCCAUUAUUAUCGGCUCCAACGCCAUAA